AUGUGUAACCCCAUCUUACAGGUGAGAGAGGGAGGAUAUGAUCACAAGAUGAAUGAAACCGUCAAUGUUGUCACCGCAAAAACGACAGAGAUUGGACAGAAGACAUGGGGGAUCAUGAAAGGGGUAAUGGCAUUGGCUUCACAGAAGGUUGAGGAGUACACAAAAGAGGGUGUCAGCUGGAAGAACGAUGGCUGGGAACGUAAUGAAAGCCAGGGUAAUGGUUACUACCAGGAGUUUGGACAGGAGUCAAAAGGAUGGAAUUCUACUGGCGGGCAGCCCUCAUCUGGUAGCCAUGUUAAUUCUGUCAGUUCAGGCUCUUGGGAUGAUUGGGAUAGUAAGGACAAUUCGAAGGAAGAAACAUCUAAGGGGAAAACAACCCAUAAUGGGGACAGCUGGGCAGGCUGGGAUGAUGGUAAAGAUGAUGGGUUCGAUAAUUUCUACCAGAGCGCACCUGAUAGCAAGGCAGUGGGUCACAAUGGGAAAUCAGAUGGUAAGUGGACUGAUGGAGGCUUUCUCUAA
This is a messenger RNA of Ilex paraguariensis (yerba mate), 519 nucleotides long. NCBI's taxonomy places the organism in Eukaryota, Viridiplantae, Streptophyta, Magnoliopsida, Aquifoliales, Aquifoliaceae. The record is from the annotation of a GenBank genome assembly.